AUGAUCUCAUUCAGUGAUGUUUUAUACAUAGUGGGAAAAUUUUUAGUUGGAAAAGAAAUCGAUAUUUGGAGUGCAGGGAUUGUUCUAUACAUCUUUAUUUGUGAAACUGAGAAAGGGAUAUUUGAUGAGAUUCUAAAGGGAGAAAUUGAUUUUGAGAGCCAACCAUGGCCUUCUAUAUCCGAGAGUGCUAAAGACCUUGUGAGGAAGAUGCUCACUAAGGACCCCAAGAAACGAAUCUCUGCAGCACAAGCUCUUGAACAUCCAUGGAUCAGAGGCGGGGAAGCGCCGGACAAGCCCAUUGAUAGUGCUUUGUUAUCUCGGAUGAAGCAAUUCCGAGCAAUGAACAGGCUUAAGAAGCUAGCUCUAAACAGUCUCUCCGAAGAGGAAAUUAGAGGUCUUAAAACAAUGUUUGCUAAUAUAGAUACCGACAAAAGCGGUAUAAUCACUUACGAAGAACUAAAAACCGGGCUGGCUAAACUCGGCUCUAAAUUUUCUGAAACUGAAGUUAAGCGACUCAUGGACGCAGCUGAUGUAGAUGGUAAUGGAACAAUCGACUACAUUGAGUUUAUGUCAGCAACGAUGAAUAGAUACAGAUUGGAUCGAGACGAAUACUUUGACAAAGACAACACGGGUAAACGCUUUUGGGUUAUCACAAUGGAGGAAUUGGAGUCAGCCAUGAAAGAGUAUGGUAUGGGAGAUGAAGCUAGCAUCAAAGAAGUCAUAGCCGAAAGUCGAUACCGAUAA
This is a messenger RNA of Arabis nemorensis, 744 nucleotides long. NCBI's taxonomy places the organism in Eukaryota, Viridiplantae, Streptophyta, Magnoliopsida, Brassicales, Brassicaceae. The record is from the annotation of a GenBank genome assembly.